CUAGCCGUUGGGUAAUGGGUACCGAACACCAUUACGUGCCCUUUGGUAGAGAGGCUUUGGAUUCUUUUUCUUAACGGUAAGCAAACAAAAGCAAACUAACCCUCCAAUCCAAACAACAACACACCCAAUGCUUGCUUAACGUUACCGAACAAAAUUCUGACUACGACCCUUCGCCUAAGCUUAUUACUAACUAUUUCAGGACAUUAAUUCCUCACUCACUCACUCACUUCAAAUUUCAAACCAAAAACACACAGUAACGAAUUUAAAAAAAUAAGUGAAUACCGAAAAUGCCCAUAGCCACGAAGCUUGUUGAGUCUCGUGCUUCUGAAGUACCGCGAGCUAUUCUAAAACCAGGCGGAAACAUAGUAACGGUUCAUGAAGAAACAAUGAAAUGUAAGAAGAAGAAGAAGAAAACACAGGGACCAAGGAAACAAGUGCCACCGGAAAUUUGUGAUACCGUUGUUGUCGGAAGUAAUAAGGUGUCUUCGGACAGCACAUGUUCCUCGGAUUCAUCAUCUUCUUCUGGUAAUUCAGUGGUCAAAAAGGUCAACUCUGAGAAUGGAAAUGGAAGAAGUGAAAAGAUGAAGCGCAACACCUAUGGUUCCCACGUGUCUCCGGCUCAUAAGGACUCAGCACCGUCCAAGAGAUGCGAUUGGAUCACACCAAAUUCUGACCCUCUUUAUACUUGUUUCCAUGACAAAGAAUGGGGUGUUCCAGUUAUUGAUGAUGAUAGAAAGCUAUUUGAGCUUCUAGUAUUUUCACAAGCAUUAGCAGAACACACUUGGCCAGCAAUUCUUAACCACAGAGACAUAUUCAGGAAGCUUUUUGAAAAUUUUGACCCCUCCUCAAUUGCUCAGUUUACCGAGAAGAAUUUGGUAACACCAAAAAUAAACGGUAAUCCUUUGUUAUCAGAACAAAAACUCCGUGCCAUUGUGGAAAAUGCUAAACAAUUACUUAAGGUUCAGCUGGAGUUUGGUUCAUUCAGCAAUUACUGCUGGAAAUUUGUUAACAACAAGCCAAUAAGAAAUGAAUUUAGAUAUGGUCGUCAAAUACCUGUGAAGACUCCAAAAGCAGAACUCAUUAGCAAGGAUAUGAUGCGCCGAGGUUUCCAAUGUGUUGGACCCAAAGUAGUUUAUUCGUUCAUGCAAGUAUCAGGACUCGUUAAUAAUCACUUAUUAACAUGUUUCAGGCACGAAGAAUGCAACAUAACAAUCAAAAACGAAAUUAAAACCGAGGUUAAGGAAGAACAAGUAUAAAAUUUGAACUUUGAAGUUGACACAGAUUGUCUAAUUGAAGAUGAUAUUUAAAGAUGUGGGGUUGAUUGUAUUACUGAUUAUUGCAUAAUAUGGAUUAUGUAUUUGUUUAUUCUUUGUUAAUCUGUUUGUAAUUGUAUGGCACCUAACCUAACCAGAAAAUGAUAGGUCUUAUCUUGUUUUUUUUUUAUGUCCCCACGUGAAAGUGUAUGUUUCUUUUGGGAUACUUGCUGAUAGGUUCUGUUUCUGUGUGUUCUGUAAUAAAUUUCCAACUUUAUAAAUGCAUUAUGUACAAUUCAUAAUGCUUCCAUGUC
This is a messenger RNA of Trifolium pratense (red clover), 1567 nucleotides long. RefSeq names its product DNA-3-methyladenine glycosylase. Gene Ontology annotation, molecular function: DNA-3-methyladenine glycosylase activity. The transcript has 4 exons. The coding region runs from base 288 to 1256 and encodes 322 amino acids. The record is from RefSeq and is a predicted model, not a curated record. NCBI's taxonomy places the organism in Eukaryota, Viridiplantae, Streptophyta, Magnoliopsida, Fabales, Fabaceae. Gene Ontology annotation, biological process: base-excision repair.